UACGAAGCACACGUUUCAUAUGAACCAGACGUGUUCCCAAAGCGGGACGAGAAGUACGAGAACGUUUUCGGCGUCUCUGCACGCACACGGCACACGUGAGAUCGCAAUGGAAACAUUUCACGAUAAAGAUAGCGAACAUUGUGUUGAAGCAAUGUCUCGUCUUUCCAUGGAGGAAUCAGAAUGUACGAAACCACGAAGCAAAGGUGAAACCAGGGGACAAGGAUCUACUGGUCUUACACACGAAUGCGGUGUUUUCGGAUGUAUAGCUGCAGGGGACUGGCCAUCACAAAUUGAUGUUGCUCAAGUUAUUUGUUUAGGUUUAGUGGCGUUGCAACAUAGGGGACAAGAAAGCGCUGGAAUCGUAACAAGUGAGGGUGUCUGCUCCAAGUCAUUCCAUGUUCAUAAGGGUAUGGGAAUGAUCAAUAAUAUUUUCACCGACGAGAUUAUGAGAAAACUCAAAGGAAAUCUUGGAAUUGGUCAUACCAGAUACAGUACAAGUGCAGCCAGUGAAGAAGUCAAUUGUCAGCCAUUUGUUGUACACACUGCGCACGGAGCACUGGCAGUUGGACAUAAUGGAGAAUUAGUCAAUACAGAGUCUCUUCGAAAAAUGGUAUUAGGUCGAGGCGUUGGUUUAUCAACGCAUUCGGACUCGGAGCUUAUAACACAAGCACUCUGUUUGAAUCCGCCGGAAGGUGAAGUUAAUGGACCAGAUUGGCCUGCACGUAUCAAACACCUUAUGCAAUUGGCACCGCUGUCAUACUCCUUAGUCAUAAUGCAGAGGGACAAAAUUUAUGGCGUAAGAGAUCCUUACGGAAAUCGACCUCUUUGUUUAGGGAAAAUUGUACCAAUUGGCAAUUUAGCAAGUAACGAGUCCGAUGACGAUGACGAUGAAGCAGAAGGCUGGGUAAUUUCGUCGGAAUCUUGCGGAUUCUUAAGUAUCGGCGCAAGAUAUGUUCGCGAAGUAUUUCCUGGCGAAAUUGUGGAACUGACUAGAGAGGGUAUUAAAACUAUAGAGAUAGUGGAAAGGCCAAAUAAAAAACCACAGGCAUUUUGUAUUUUUGAAUAUGUCUACUUCGCUAGAAGCGACAGCAUUUUUGAAGGUCAAAUGGUAUAUUCCGUUCGUAUGCAAUGUGGACGAGUGCUAGCGAUAGAAUCCCCGGUUGAAGCAGAUAUAGUUAGUUCUGUACCAGAAUCAGGAACUGCAGCGGCACACGGAUAUGCCAGACAAUCUAAGAUACCUUUCGCUGAAGUGCUGUGCAAAAACAGAUACGUAGGUAGAACAUUUAUUCAACCCAGCACGCGACUGAGACAGCUCGGAGUUGCCAAGAAAUUCGGAGCUUUGUCAGAGAAUGUAAAAGGAAAAAAAAUAGUUCUCAUUGAUGACUCUAUCGUGCGGGGAAAUACAAUCGGCCCCAUCAUUAAAUUGUUAAGGGAUGCAGGCGCUAAGGAGGUUCAUAUCAGAAUAGCCUCGCCACCGCUGAAAUAUCCGUGUUACAUGGGCAUCAACAUUCCAACGAGAGAAGAACUUAUCGCGAAUAAGCUUGACAGUGUAAAAUUGGCCAAACACGUGGGAGCAGACAGUUUAACGUACCUUUCAGUCGAGGGGCUUGUCGAGGCGGUCAGAUAUCGCAUGGACAAUCGCGAAAGUAAUUACAUCGGUCACUGUACUGCCUGCCUAACGGGAGAGUAUCCAGACGAAUUACCUGGUGAUCUCGACUGGUAAAGACGCAUGAUUUUUUU
Molecule: messenger RNA, 1740 nt
Organism: Acromyrmex echinatior (Panamanian leafcutter ant)
Lineage: Eukaryota; Metazoa; Arthropoda; Insecta; Hymenoptera; Formicidae
Product: amidophosphoribosyltransferase
Biological process (GO): purine nucleobase biosynthetic process
Molecular function (GO): amidophosphoribosyltransferase activity
Source: RefSeq, a predicted model, not a curated record